UGGAGACGUGUACAAAGUGCCGGGCGUCGUGGUGCCACAGCUCGCUGUGGUUGCCCUGUGCAGCCUUGUCAGCUGCACGUGGACCAACGCGCGAAACGAGGAGGCGGUCGAAAAUCUCGCGGUGGACCGCAAACGAUCGUGUGUGGUUGUCAAGUCCAGCCAUGUCCGGUACAUCCGGUACUGAUUAGGGUUCGUCGUACCCGACCCGCGGUUGGCAACUGUGACUGUCCACCGGAAUCUCAACCUUGUCCGCAUGUACCGCGUACAUCGGCUGUUCGACGUAUUCGAAGAUGCGACUGUCCAGAACGACCUUGUCGACACUCAGCAGGAAACGGUGGUACGCGGCAUCGACUGCCAGUUCAACCCUCUUCACCCACUUUUUCUCAAGCGAGCCAGCCAAACCAACAGCAGCAACAGCAACAGCAGCAGCAGCAGCCGUGCGAGUGCGCCGAAAGAAUAAACUGCACUCACACAGGCGGCGGCGAUUGCGAGUGCGGCGAGGAAGCAAAGCCAUGCUCGCACACGGUCAGGCAACGCCGGUCGCGUCGCACGUGCGAUUGCAGUGGAAGUGGCACGCAACCGUGCAGCCAUAAGCCACAGCACGAGGGACGGAUAAAGCGUGUUAAGUGCCGCGUGAGGCGCGCCGGUUGCGCCAUGGCCAGGUGUACCGCGGAACUCGCGAUGCUGCACCUGCAUUGGGGCCUCGCCACCGAAUGUGCGCCCUGCAGACCGCGUGCACUCACGCGACGGCUCUGCAGGAGGCAGCAAAGCGACAACGAACUCUACAGAAGCAACAGCUUCAAGUUUGAGCGGUUCGAGAGAAGCAAGGACGAGUGCGCGACUCCGCUGCGGAAACAGGUCUCCCUGUGCGACGAUUACAGUCUACCAGUCGAUUUCGUGAAUAAGAGACGCCCUGCGAGUGCUGCGGGUGCAACAUCCACGGUUCAGUGGGCACUACCAAGUCCUACUAUCGAAAACGCGGAAGUCGAGGUUGUGGAACAAUAUAGCGACCCCAGGGAUAGCAAGAACAAGGCGUACGUCGAGCCAGGAGCUGAGACGUCCCUGCCAACGAUCUACAGCAAAGUAAAUCGCAACUAUUGUCGACCUUAUACGGAUCCAUCUGCUUCAGGCUCUUCCUGCGAGGAUGACGAAGAUGGUCGUCGAGUGGAUAUCAGAAAACGCAAGAACAGUCUGUACGCGUCUUCCUCGACUCGUGCUGUUUCAGUAGAUAGAGAAAAAGAGCUAAGCUCGGUCGACGGGGCUGUGGUGGACUGUGUAGCCCUGGUGCAUCUCACGGAUCAAUCACCCACCGAAUCUAAUCAGCCGGUUCGCCAUCCAUCACCCUAUUACUACGGCGAUUUGUUCAAGGUACCGGAUCAAAUAAGCAAGUCACAGCCGAACAGGUACAGAAAAAGCGUUAGUCUCGACGUACCGGGUGAACGUUCACGAACACCCGGUAUACCGAAGAGAAACUCGGUGGCGGGUGAUGGGGGUACCUAUUCAUCUCAGCAACAACAACAGCAGCAGCAACAGCAGCAACAUUAUCAACAACAGCAGCUACAGCAGCAACAUCCAUUACAGCCACAACAACAUUAUCAAAGUCAGGAUCUAGUGAGCCCCACGUCGGGGAGCGAGCAUGCUGUCCCAGCCAGAAACGAGAUCCUCUCGUCGUGCAUCAUCACCGAGUGGGAUCACACCCUCAUGCCUCCUCAUAGAUUGUUAAGCCACGACCUACCAACCACGGUUUGUACUUGCGUCGCAUCAGCUGAAGAAGAGGAGGAUGAGCUAGAUCAACGACAGCCGCAGCUAACGCGGCACCAAGUGCGCAAGCUACGUCGUACACGGAGGAUAGACCCGCAACCGAUACUCGUCGAGGACGAGGACGACGUGGAGGGAGAGGACGAGGGUGAGGAAGAGGAGGAGGAGGACGUGGAGGUGGAGGAAGACGAGGAAGAGAUGGCUAGGCAACGUCACCUCUACGAGACGGCCUUUGAUUGCAAGGUCAAUCGCUCUGACGAUGACCUCGAUGACCUCGAUCGGGUUACCAACCAUCCUGUGUUGCAUUCACAGAUCAGAAGCAGCAGCGCGAUACCAGUAAGCAGAACGAGCUCAUCGACGGACACGUCGAAGCAACAACAACAGCAACAACAGCAAGUCCCAUACGCUGGUCAGUCCCACAGCAGCAAAGAUCGACGCAAAGUUGUACUUCUCCGCCCAAAACCGAUUCCGAGCCGUCUUCAGCAGCAGCAGCAACAGCAACAGCAACAGCAGCAACCAGACAAUAUUUCUACUCUGUCCCAGGACAUCGAAUCCCUCCAGAUCAAUUCAAGCGACGAGAAAACCGGUUCACCGAGACUACCGGCCCGAGGUUAUACUCCGUCACCUCCAUCCACGGCACCGUUGCCUGCCAAAUUUCAUGGCAACCGUGAUCACUUGUUGUUAAACAUACGCAGCACACCAAACCUACCCUGUCAACCUGACCAUCCACGUCUCAAGGAUCUAAGAUUGCCCGUAAAGUCUCUGUUGAGAGCGAAAGACUCGCCUCAAAGUAGCGAGGGUAGUAUUCUCGAGAUAAAAAGUAGACCGAAAAGUUUUGCUCAAGACAACGUAGAAUCGUCUCAGGGACGACGUUUCGACCAGGAACUGAUACUAGAGUUCAAGGGGAGGCCGCGAGAGGAGAGGCAACGGCCACGCAGUUUGAUUCGCGAGAGCAAGCCGAUCAUGGAGUUCAAAGGUAGGCCUCACGAGGCCGAGAGUGAUCUAUUACGGCCUCGUAGGGAUGUCGGCUUGUUGGAAUUCAAAUUACGGACCAGUAGACGCAGGGCGGGAUACUCAAGCACAGAGAGUAUGGCUACCAGUAGCAGUGGAGGUAGCAUGGAAUCACUUCGAAGUAGCACUAGCGAGGGUAACAGAUCCACUAGUAGUUCCGAGAGCCGUCAUAGUACCAGUCUAAGCUCUCACAGCUCCGACAGUGGCAGCACCAAUUGCUACCAUCAUCAUCAGCAACCUUCUAUGACCGGUUUUUUAACCCACCACGCGAACAAACUACACAUACUGUCUCCUAUCUCUGACAAAUCGUCCCAAGAACCUGCCUCCGAGACUUCCGACAACAACCGUAACAACAACUCCCAAAAAGCCUCGCCUGAAGAGAACGUGACCACGGAGAAUAACGUAACCGCGUCUAAUAACACGAACACAAACACAGGGAAUACAAACACAAACUCCGUGACCUCACCGAUGGACACGUCUUUCAAGAAGAGACGCACACCGCAAAACAAGAAUCUGAUUAACUUGGCCCUGCAAUCCUCGUCGUCGGGCGAUGCGGAGAUCCAAGGAUCGGACAGUGGCAUCUCUAUCGAGUCGCGAGCCGGGAUCAAGUGCAAACCAUUCGGGUUCCACUUGUUGAAACCGCAGCUGGAUAACAUCAAUCUCGUGGACAACGAACCUGAGCUAUCCGAUCUGCCUUUCGACAUGCCGAAACUGCGAAGAAGGCGAUUGCUUAUGCAACAGGACGCCACCACGUCUGGCAGCGCGACCAGCGUGGAUUUGAGGGACUUGCCGUUUGACAUGCCAAAACUGAGAAGAAGACUAAGAUGCAUGCAGAGCACGGAAUCCAGCGGAUCACAGGCCUCCUCCAGUCUUUCUAUGCGCGACGUCGAGCCGUCUGCGUUGUUUGGCGGCGGUAUGGCGCGUCCGAAGAUGACACUGAAUCUGGAUGGUGGGAGUGGGACGAGCAGCGGUGGAAACGCUGGUCAGUCUGCACCGAAAAAACCUGGCGGUCUGAGCCUUGGAUUGCCAUUGGAGAUUAACACCGGCCGCGGAUCCGCUGAUCUGGUUGACGUGGAGCUUCCUUUGGAGAGACAGGGAUGGUACCAUGGAUCCAUUACGAGAAUUGAGGCAGAAGCUGUCCUACGACUUCUUAGAGAAGGAAGUUACUUGGUGAGGAACAGCGAAUCCACCAAACAAGAUUACUCUUUAUCGUUAAAAAGCGCCCGUGGCUUCAUGCAUAUGCGUAUCCAAAAGAACGAGGAGCUGAACGCGUACAUCCUGGGCCAGUUCAGUAAACCAUUCGACAGCAUACCGGAAAUGGUUCGUCAUUUUAGCGUGAACCGUCUUCCGAUACGCGGUGCCGAGCACAUGUGUCUUCUGCAUCCAGUCAUAGCUCAGCUUUUGUAGCGCAUCUAUCGUAGCGCCGUUUAAGGCGCUCCCCAACAAUUUUUGAUAUCCCUUUUACCUUCAAAGAAUACUCACAAAACCUGAACAGUACUCCGAAAGUUAUUUAUAAGAAAGAAGAGAGGAGCGAAUGAAAGAUGAACGUUGUGCAUGGAGAACGAUAAUCUACGGGAAAAUCUAGAGUCACAUAUAACGGCACUUGGUACUUCCACUGAAGAUUUCCAUUCUAGUCCCGCGAUUCGCUUUUUCGCAAUUUGAGGCUGAUCAAUUUUUUCCGAGCUUCCGAGGUGAAUCGAGGGAGGAAAUGAAAGAAUAGCGACCGAUUGUUAUAGUCGAAACCAGUCACGGGAAUAACACAGUACAAAGUUUAUAAUCAGUGAAAAGUUUCCGUAGACUUAACGAGCGACCUUGAAGUUAAUCCUAUUCGUUUACGUAAUCCCUUAACGAUCGCGUCGACGUUUGUUUCCGCAUCGUUCGGUAGCUUUAUUAGCCGUGACAAAAGGAUUAAUCUUGACCUAAGAUAUUAAUUGCGACGCUUCGACGAUAUUAUUCCGACCCUGACGACGAGCUUUCGUUGUUUCGUAACGAACAUUAAAAAGGAAAAGCGUUUUUAUAUGAAAACGAACGUUGAAGAAUCGGAUGGAAUAGGUGUAUGGCGAAUGUUUUACAAUAUCUGUGUAAUGUCUCGUCUUCCCCAAACAGCAUCGCGCAAAUCUACCUCUUCGUUAGAGGUGUGUACGUAUAUGUGUAAUUUAUUUUCACGAGAUGGAUCAAUUCCUUUCACUCGAUUGAUCGAUGAAGCGGCUUUUACAAAUGGUUGUGUAACGCAGAGAAGGACUUGUGGGAGAUUAUAAGGAGAAAAACUCUGGAUUUUCAGAAGGAUUUCAAUGUGUAAAGAGCGCGUGUGGCAUGUACUAUGUAUAAGAUAUCGACGAAGUAGAGAAUCUUAAUGGUCUAAAAUGUUGGAUCGUCGUACUAUGGCAGAAAUGAGACAGAGUUCGGGGAAGCACCGUAAGAGCUUUAGAAAAUGGUUGUUCCUUGCGCUUGUGGCUCGCGAAGCCACGAGUUUCGUGUAAGAAACUAUCGAUGGGAUCAGAAUCGUCGUACUACAAGCUGAUAAUCUAGAGAGGCAUGAGGUAAUACGUACUUAGAUUUAGAUACACGCGUAGUUGGCCGACGUCGGCCUCUACGAAGGAGCUGGAAGCCAAAGAAAUGAGUUAAGUCGCGUCUUCGUUCGUGGGAGCAAGGAGCAAGAGGAAGGACAAGGUGAACGAAAUAACGCGAUUAACGUGCGUGGGGCAAAGUGGCCGCGGUUCAAUUGCCAAAGUUUACUGCUAAUCGUGUAAUCAUUUAGUCAGGGUUUAGUUAUUCACAUUAUCAUUGAUAAGGAAUAGUAAGUAAAUUGAUCGGCUGUUACUUUACGUUGAUGUGCUGCGAAUCGAAACCGAGAAAGGAAGAAGAGAAUGGACGUGAAACAUAAUGAUAAUGAUAAUAUUUUUUCGUCCAGGUUGACCGAUAGAAAAGCGUACGGUGAGAAAGAGAAGGCGAGAAAGAUGGAAGUGAAUAAAGAUGAUCGAGGUCAGCCAGUCCGAACAAUCGAUGGCUCGUCACUCGAGUCAUCCGUCCGACAGUCUCUUAUUUUUGGGAGAUUUUUGUGAGAGGAGGCAACCGAUACAUAUUUUUUCAUGUGAUAUGAAUUUGUUACAGAGAUAGCCUAGUUUCACCUGUGAUCUGUUACUUAGUUCCCUUUAUCCAUGUCUGUUGGUCGCUGUGUGCAAUAUUCUCGUACGUACGAUUAUAAUAACGAUAAUAAUACUAUUGAUAAUGGAUAAUGAUAACGUAAUAGUAAUAACGAUUAACGAUAAUGGUAACUAGUUAAGUCGCUAUUGUAAUUGGGUAAUCAGCAACGAUGCGUAAUUAGGCGCGACACGAAGAGACGUCCGUGGUGUUACAAUAAUUAUUUCGAGGUAAGGAUUCGAUUCGCAAACGGUUGUGAGCGAGUUUUCUGUUGGUCAUUUGGCUAAUCCAUAUGGCAUGUAACCAAAUAUUUUACGUAUUUGUCAUCGUUUAGAAGAAACGUAGCAUCCACAUCACACGUAGGCAAGUGCCAUAAAAAGAUUUUAGUCGGUAGAGUUUCAACUAAUUUCGGUAGAUAUUGUUUGGCUGUAGAUGGAUAUGUUCUAUUCCUAUGAUUUCAGUGGAAAUCACGCGUGAACGUGAUACUAGUCAUAGCGUAUUUAUUUAGAAUUAUUCACGUUAAGUUGACACCUCACCAACGUUGUAUCUGGCACUCUCUACCGUAUCCUUUUGAUUAGGUUGAGUGUAAUGCAUACACGUUGUACUUUAAGCUGCCAGUAUUAUUAACUGUAAUCGAUAAUGCAUAUCCAUGUUAAUAUUUAAGAACAUUAUAUUGUCCCCCGCCCUUAACGAAUGAUUAUGGGAAAAAAGUAUAAUCUAUCUGUACGUAUAUAUUUAUUUGGCGUUCUAUUUAUUGCAUUGUGUCGUUAUAAGUCAAUGAUCUUACUGUCAUGGUUCCGUGUAUACCGUUGAUUUAAUAGUAAGAUCAUAGUGAGUAUCCAUGGUAAUCUUAUUAUUGUUAGGUAUUAGAGAAACGUAGAGUAAAACGCCAUUCACCAAAAUGAACAAAACAAAAAAAAAUGUGACGUAAGAACAAGGCAGUCGUAAAAAUUAUGUGGUAGAUAUUAACUUGUAGAUACUUCCUGUACCUUGAAAUUUAUAUGAAGUAGCAUUUAGCUCCAAUGUAUACAUCAUUAUACGUAUACACAAAUAUUCUAUUACUAUUAUCAGAAAACACUAGCGCAUAGUCGUUUAUAGAAGGUGCAAUCGAACGUCAGAUCGGAAGUAAUGGAAAAGGGAAACAGGAAACAAAAUCCGAUAUUAUAUAGACACGAUUCGAGCGCUGUGUACACUCUUAAUGUAAACGGUAUUCGAACGGUGUGAUGUGCAAUAAACGAAACAGCGAUCUAGUGUGGUCGCCGCGAUGCGUGGUGCGAUUCGGUAUUUUUGUUUUAGCAUGACAGACCACCGAUGUUCCAAAUCGACUUCACUAGAUAGUCUUGUGUACUCCGAAAUUCCCUCUUAAUAAUAAAACAUUUAAUAAAAUAA
Messenger RNA from Bombus pyrosoma, 7299 nucleotides. It is a transcript of the gene hwt, whose product is annotated as transcription initiation factor TFIID subunit 1-like. Bases 655 to 4176 code for a protein of 1173 amino acids. Gene Ontology annotation, molecular function: phosphotyrosine residue binding. The transcript has 9 exons. Lineage: Eukaryota; Metazoa; Arthropoda; Insecta; Hymenoptera; Apidae. The record is from RefSeq and is a predicted model, not a curated record.